AUGUCUUCUCUCGACAAUCUCGUUGCUAUUGCUCUAGCGUGCUGUUUGAAGGUGAAAACAAGAAAAAGGAAGAUUUGGUCCAAACAUUGGCUGCGUAAACGACAAAAAUACUCUCAUGUUAACUUAAUGAAGGAACUAGCACUAGAAAAAGAUGACUGGUUUAACUACAUGCGAAUGGAUCAUGACACAUAUUUGGAACUCUUAAGUCAGCCUUCUCUCAGUGCAAUAAUCCAGAAAUAUGUGGAGCAAUCUACAAAUGUUUUAGGCCCAAAAUAUCUGAAGGUAGUUGAAAUUUAUUUGAGCCCUUGUCCGCAGUGGUUGAGAGACCAGAAUGAUACUUUACGCAGCAAAUUUAUUUCUCUUGUUGGUCCGGUUUUUGCUGAAGGAGAUGAAGCCAAUAUUUCAACAGUUUUGAAUUCCCUAUCCAGCUUAUGUUACCAAGAAGGACUGUUUGUGACUCGUAUGGACAGCGGGUCUGUUUGUUACUGAAGAUGCUUCCAAGGGGUGUUUUCUGGCCGGGAUAAAGCAUCUGAAUUCACAUGCUGGCUACUGGCAGAGCUGAUUACAAUUCAUGGAACACCUAAGGUUUGCAAAGCAAAUGUUAAUCUUCAGGUGACUAUCAUGCAUCUUCUUGCAACACGCAACUCUGCACUAUUUGCUUUGGUGAUUGAGGAAUACAUACAGAUUGGAUUAGAAGCCAAAGAAGUAUUAUUUGAUGGGGAGACUGUAGUACACCAGUGUUUUCCUACAGUGAUAAACAGCCCUGAUGCUCAUCCUAAACCAAAAAGUAUCAGUUUCACAGACAAUGAUCAACUGGAUAAUAUUCUGACAAAUAUAGUAAAGGUUAUUGGUAAUUUGGGAGACUACAUUCACCAGUAUUGCCGAAAUGUAAUGAAUCAAGCUUGGCUUCUAUUAUGUACGUGUCUUGAAGGAGGGGAUAUGCCCUUGAAAGCUGCUUCAUUGAUAGCUUUGUCUUCAUUUGUAGAUGCUUGUGGCCUACCUAGAGACUCUUUGAGACUGGACUAUAUGCUACAGUGUGUAGAGGGAGCGUAUGUUUUGGCAGUGUCAGAAUUAAAGUCAAAGGUUACUGAGUCCCCACUGGAAGAUAGUCCUAAUAAUUGUCAGAUGGAUAUUGAAAAUGAUGAUGCUCCAUCUUUUGAACUUUCUCUUGCAAAUCUGAUACAGUGUCUAAAGCCCUGUCUUCCGUCUUUGCUGAAGGUCUUCCAAGAGGAGUUGAUUUUAAAAUUGUCAAAAAGUCUUCAAGUACCAGGGACCCUUGAAAACAUGUCAGGGUUACUGAGGAAGGCUGUGCUGGAGUGUUGCAGUGUAGUGAUGGAUUUACCCAAAGAAAACCUACAGUGUAGGGGGUUAAUCUCAGCUUUCGAGUUCUGCAUAAACGAUCAUUUAAUGAGUCCUGAGGUUGCAGGUAUAAUACUGAAGAAGUUGGUGAAAUUAGAUCUACUGGAAGCUCUUCCAACAGACUGUGUUGCUCCUGAUACAUCUAGUUCUACUUCAAGAAAAAGAAAGUUUUCAGAAAUGGAGGCUACUGGAGUAAGUAUAGGUGUUGAAAGCCUAAGUAAAUGGUGGAAAUUAGCUCUUCAGAAAGUAGAUACAUCUCUUAAAUUAUGGUCAGAACAACCUUCAGUGCUACCUCUAACUGAAGUUGCAGCUGCUUGUCAUGUCAUUGCAACCACUGCUCAUGUUGCUGUCGAAUUACCACAAACCAAGAUAAACUUUCGUUUUGUGUAUGGAUUUACCUUUGGUGAAAGCUGGCUAGGUCAUUGUAGCAGGUAUAAUACUGAAGAAGUUGGUGAAUUAGAUCUACUGGAAGCUCUUCCAACAGACUGUGUUGCUCCUGAUACAUCUAGUUCUACUUCCCUGAAAAAGAAAGAAAGUUUUCCAGAAAAUUCUUGUUUUUCCAACAGGGAGGCUACUGGAGUAAGUAUAGGUGUUGAAAGCCUAAGUAAAUGGUGGAAAUUAGCUCUUCAGAAAGUAGAUACAUCUCUUAAAUUAUGGUCAGAACAACCUUCAGUGCUACCUCUAACUGAAGUUGCAGCUGCUUGUCAUGUCAUUGCAACCACUGCUCAUGUUGCUGUUGAAUUACCACAAACCAAGGUACUACUGCAGUUCCUUCCUGAUGAAUGGCUCCAAAGUAUAACUGAUUCAAUUUUUAAUAUUUUGAUGAAAUUGGAGAACAUUUACCAGGUUAGCAGUGUUAUGGAACUUGUGAGACACGUAUCUUGGGCAGUGUGUGUGGUUGAUCGUUCCACUGACCAGUCCAGACUCAAAGAAAUGUGGCUUGCACUUGCAACUCUUCCAUGGAUGGCAUCAGAAGUCAAUAUUCUUGAUUUAAAAGCAGCAGCUCAAGGAAAGAAGAUCAAUGUGUGGGCAAACAAACUAAAGUGGAAUAGUGACUCCAAAGUGAAAUCACAAAGUAUUGCUGUCAUAGCUGUGUUGCAUGAUAAAGUUGCACCGAGAUGGCGGUGCCAUGUUGUACGGGCAAUCAUCAGUGAGAAUGAACCUGUUGUGAUGCUUGAAGUAGCUCAUUGGUUUCCAGUGAUGGUUCAUCAGCUGGGGCGAGCAGGUGGCCAGCAGCUUGUAGGAGAGGUCAUUGGUGCAAUACUUCAUUCUCCAGAUCCUCGCGUUGUUGAAGCAGGGGCAGUCUCCUUGAAACAUCUCCUUUGUUCAUUGCUUGAUCUCACGUCUUUAAAAGUUUCCAAGUUUGCAGAAACUGGAAUUAGCUCCAACAUUCUUCACUGUCAAGUUUGUGAUCUCCAGAACUGCACUGUUGGUGAUCAGCAGAAAGUAGAUCCAACAUUAGUAGCAAGAUUUAUAGCCUUAUUAGAUCACUCAGAAGUCGGUAUUGUUGUGGCCGUUAUUGAAUCCCUACCAGCUGUGGUAUCUCACACAAAUCUUUCGGCUCCGAUGGUCAAUCGUUAUCUGUCCUUGCUUCUCCAUAAAGACAAACGAAUUGUUACAGUUAUUGCGAAACAUCUUUCAAGCUUAGUGUCUCCUUUCAAGAGUAAAGCUGCACAUCAGGAUAUGAGAAGUGGAACUGCAAGCAAAGAAGGGGAAAUCAUUCUUUCUUACUUGGAUGACCUCCUUAAAACAAAUGAUCCUGCAGAAUCCUUGUCAAAUGAUGUGCAUCUCGCAGUUGCUGAAGCUCUUCAUUAUCUCUCUAAGUCCCCUGUGACUGGUUUGGUUGGAAGGAUGUUAGUACUGUUGGUUCGUUGUCAGGCAAGCACAGAUAGAUUGGUUACAGCAAAAUCCCAUCUUACAAUUCAUGCUUUAGCAAAGGCUCUUGGACUAAAUCUUAUGGACCUUUACAUUAGACAUCGUCAGACUCUGGCUAAGAUGGUUCAUCAGCUGGGGCGAGCAGGUGGCCAGCAGCUUGUAGGAGAGGUCAUUGGUGCAAUACUUCAUUCUCCAGAUCCUCGCGUUGUUGAAGCAGGGGCAGUCUCCUUGAAACAUCUCCUUUGUUCAUUGCUUAAUCUCACGUCUUUAAAAGUUUCCAAGUUUGCAGAAACUGGAAUUAGCUCCAACAUUCUUCACUGUCAAGUUUGUGAUCUCCAGAACUGCACUGUUGGUGAUCAGCAGAAAGUAGAUCCAACAUUAGUAGCAAGAUUUAUAGCCUUAUUAGAUCACUCAGAAGUUGGUAUUGUUGUGGCCGUUAUUGAAUCCCUACCAGCUGUGGUAUCUCACACAAAUCUUUCGGCUCCGAUGGUCAAUCGUUAUCUGUCCUUGCUUCUCCAUAAAGACAAACGAAUUGUUACAGUUAUUGCGAAACAUCUUUCAAGCUUAGUGUCUCCUUUCAAGAGUAAAGCUGCACAUCAGGAUAUGAGAAGUGGAACUGCAAGCAAAGAAGGGGAAAUCAUUCUUUCUUACUUGGAUGACCUCCUUAAAACAAAUGAUCCUGCAGAAUCCUUGUCAAAUGAUGUGCAUCUCGCAGUUGCUGAAGCUCUUCAUUAUCUCUCUAAGUCCCCUGUGACUGGUUUGGUUGGAAGGAUGUUAGUACUGUUGGUUCGUUGUCAGGCAAGCACGGAUAGAUUGGUUACAGCAAAAUCUCAUCUUACAAUUCAUGCUUUAGCAAAGGCUCUUGGACUAAAUCUUAUGGACCUUUACAUUAGACAUCGUCAGACUCUGGCUAAGGUAUUGGUAGAAAUCGUCAAACCAGGAGAAGUUGGAGUAAUGUUGAGUUAUGUUGCAGAAAUUUUCAAGUGGAGUAGUUCUGCAAAUGGCUCAAAAAGGAUGAAAAAUAAAUUUAGCUCCUUCAUAACUAGCCAGAUAAGAUAUUUGCUGCCUCCCUUGGUUGUUCGAGCAUCUCAGGAAAAUAAGCCUAGCCUUCUCCAGGAGUUAGCUGCUUGCUUGACUCUUCGUCUGAGAGAUGUCCUCAUUGACCAUUUCCAGCACAUCUUGCCAUACCUCGUCUUUAAUCUGUCUGAAGAAGAGCAAGUAACUGUAUUGAACUUCAUCGCUGAUACAACAGACAUAGCAAUUCAUAAUAUCAGACGUUGUUCAGUGCAAAAUCAGGUUAAUGAACUUGUGCUUGGUCUUCAUGAUCAUCGUGCUGCUGUACUGCGAGAAUUUUCCCACAUGAGGGAUGCUGAGUUUGAAAGUGCUGAGAAUACAACUAAGAAAUCUAAAAAGAACUUUGAGAGUGGUUUAUCUUCAGGAAACUUGAAAGGAAUUGCAGAAUAUCUCUCACCACGUUUACUGGGAAUUUUGGGGUUUUUAGACAGUAAACUUAUUUCAUCUUCAACAAUGUACAAGGAAAAAAGAUCAGCUUUGUGGUCAUUGAGUGAUCUUAUUUUAGUCAUGGGGAAACAACAUAUAUCUUCAGUUGCACAUAAAGUUUUAGCAUCAUUGAAGACAUCUCUCAAGUUACGAGACGAUGAAUUUUAUGAUGUAGGAUGCAAUGCAUGGACAAAUUUUUUGUACAACCUUGAUGAAACUACCUUACUGGGUCUUAUUGAGGAAAUCAUAAUACUGAUCAUCCCAUUAGUUAAAGUUCGACCCCAGCAGAUGGCACCUGUUCUGAAUGAUAUUUUGGUUGAAAGGACAGCAAUGCAACCCCUCUUAGGGAAUCUGCCACUCUUUCCUGAUCAUGAAGCAUUGAGAAAAAUCAACAAUACCAUCUUAGAACAUCAGACAGUUUUACUGAGUGGGAACAAUCAGGAAGUGGUGGAUGCUUUGUCUUCAGUGUUAAGGGGACUCAACCAUGAGAGCAUAGAUGUACCCGACUCGCUUUGCUCUAUAAGUCGCCUUCGUCCACUUUUGCGUCACAACCAGGGAACAGUCCAUCAUCUCACUACAGACUCCGAUAAUGUUCAUCCUGUUAUUUCAGAACUUUUUAGUAAUCUGCUUGGCCAGUGUCGUGAAGUCGAUGAAGAACUACAGACAAGUGUAGCAGAAUGUCUAGGUCUGUUGGGAGCCAUUGAUCCCACAAGGCUGUACACACAAACCAACAUCAAAGAGGAGAUGAGCAAGAUUCAUUUAAGCAUUGAAUCAGAGUUAUUCAUUUUGGAGUUGGUAACGGAACUGGGUCGAGCGUUUUUGGCUGCUACUGAUGGAAACAGCCAGACGUGUGCUUCCUACGCAAUGCAGGAAAUUACAAGAAUUUAUGGUGUACGAGAUAAAGAAACCGAAGGUGCUACACAUGAAGGUGCAAGAGUUUGGGACCGUUUACCCUAUCAGUUGCAAGAAAUUAUAUUUCCUCUUUUGACAUCAAAAUAUACCGUAUCAUCUACCAUUACCAAACUUUCAUCUCUGCCAUCACCCAUAUUUGGCAGUAGUCAUGCUAAAACUUUCCAUCAGUGGCUUACCAAUUGGGCAUGUUCUUUGGUAGACUUACUGAAGAGUGAAGUAGCCAGCCAGGUUUUUAAAGCCUGUAAACCUAUUGUCCGAAGAGACUUGACAACAGCCAUGUACCUGUUGUCACCUAUGCUAGUUUGUAUGCUGUGCGAAUCACCUGAAUACCAUGAUAAGAUAUUAGCAGAGGUUUUAGCUGUAAUGAGUUGUAAGCAAAAGGAUGAGGAAGAACAGCAUUCAUGGUCACCAGAAAGCCAGCAAUUAGCAGUUCAGACAGUAAAUUUUUCUGCUCUGGACUAUGUAGCAAAUGGAGCGCAAUGUAUCUAUGUUUCACUGGAUGAGCCUGAUGGUGUUGCUGGUGUAGCAGCAAUUCGUCGUGAUGAUCCCUCCUUAGAGGAACAAGUUCUUGAAUAUGAAUCCACAGGUCGUUUACAAGAUGCAUUGGGUUGUUAUGAACGUAUGUGUGUCAGCCAAAGUUCUGAAGACAUCUACAAGGGUUUAUUGGACUGUUACCUGAAUCUUGAUCAGCCACAUUCCGUGCUCAAUAUUACUUCUGGUCUCCUUUCCCACAGACCAGAAUUAGAAUCAUCACUCAGUGACUACCGUGUUGAGGCAGCCUGGCGACUCGGUCAGUGGAACCAGCUGGAAACAUUAAUGGAAAAAGGAUCUAGUCAAUUGUCCUGGGGAACAGGAAUUGGACAGGUAUUUUUAGCUGUUCGCGCUCAGGAUGCUGCAGGCUAUCAAAAUAGCUUGCGAAAGCUUAGAUCACAGCACAUGACUCCAAUGUCUGCAGCUAGCAUGGAGAAAUGGGCAUACCAGAGGGCAUAUCCGUAUAUUUUAAGGUUGCACAUGCUAACUGAGUUGGAAGAACUUGUAUCAGGCUUACUUCAACUGAAGCUAACAACUGAAAGUCAUUUAAGAUUAUCAGGCCAGGAAACGGAGUUGAGAGCCAAUCUUGGACACCAGCAGCCACUCAAGCUAAACGAGUUGAUUGAAAGUUGGGAUAGACGUCUAAGUUUAGUGCAAACAUCCCAUCGAUAUCUAGAACCUAUCUUGAACUUUAGGAGAACGCUUUUGGAACUUGCUCGUGAAAUAAAAGAGGAAGGUGAUCCAGUAUUGAGUUCUUCUCUGAAAGUAGAGGUAGAGCGAUUGUGGCUACAGAGUGCUAAAGUGGCACGAAAAGCAGGUCAUUUACAGCAAGGAGAAUGGGCUCUGUUGGGAGCAGGAUGCGGUCAAAAUGUAUUUAUGGAGAAAGCUAAAUGGCACUGGAUAAAAGGGGAACAACAUCAAGCAGUUACUACCCUUCACCGUGGAAUUGCAAGGUUUUUUUCUUCUGUUGAUAGCUACAAGGGAGAUAAUAGCAGGGAUACUCAGGAGGAGAGAAGUGCUUGUGGUAAAGCCAAGUUGUUACUUGCAAGAUAUUCUGAAGAGUCGGCUACUUUGGAAGUAAAUGUGAUCAAACAAUAUUAUCGUGAUGCCUGCGAAAUAUUUAGACAGUGGGAAGAUGGCCAUUUUCACCUAGGCAUGUAUUAUGACCGCAUAUUAAGCUCUUUAGAUGUGAAGGAAAAGCCAGUGGACUGGAUUAAUCACAUUGUGUUAAGCUUUGGAAAGUCCCUCCAGUUUGGUUGCCGUCAUAUUUACCAGUCUAUGCCUAGAAUGUUAGCAUUAUGGCUAGAAUUUGGCACCCGUGUAUGUGAACUGGAAAGUAAAGAAGAAAAGUCAAGAAGUACACGUAAAAACUCAAUGCUUGAAACUUACCGUGAAAAACUUGCAUCACUGAAUGGGGCAGUAGGUGCUCUGGUGGAUCGUCUUCCUCAUUAUCUCUUCUUGACAGCCUUACCCCAACUAAUCUCUCGAAUUUGUCACUCAAAUGCUGAAGUCUUUGUGCAGCUGUGUAAGAUCAUAGCAUGUGUGCUCUGCAGCUAUCCACAGCAAGCUAUGUGGCAUAUGAUUGCAGUUUCUAAGUCAUCCUAUCAAAUAAGAGUCAAGAGAUGCCUGGAGAUCUUUGAGACUGCAAAAAGGAAAAAUUCAAGCUUGCACAAAUUCAUUGCAGAUUGUACAAAGUUAGCGGACAAGUUUCUAGAACUUUCAAACAAGCCAGUGGAGAAGGGAAUACAGCAUGUUAGUUUGAAUACUUUGCUUAGAGGUUUGCCGCGGCUGUUGACAGAUCCAGACUUCUCUAAUAUUAUAUUACCUCUUCAGCAACAAAUGUCAGUUACCCUUCCAGCAUCUUUUGAGUCAUUAGAUUCUCACAACCCUUUUUCUAAGAACCAAGUUUACUUAGAAAAUAUUGAGGAUCAGAUAGAAAUUAUGCAAUCUCUUCAGCUUCCCAAGAAGAUUACUCUUCUUGGCUCUGACGGGAAACCAUAUAUAAUGAUGUGUAAACCAAAGGAUGAUUUACGUAAAGAUUGUCGUCUCAUGGAGUUCAAUUCCUUUAUUAACCGAUGUCUUCUUCGGGAUCCUGAAUCAAGAAAGAGAGAUCUUCAUAUUAGAACAUAUGCAGUGGUACCUCUCAAUGAAGAAUGUGGUUUGAUUGAGUGGAUAGAAAAUCUUCAUGGCCUUCGUCAUAUUAUUUAUCGCAUUUUUGAAGGAAUGGGUGUGUGUAUGACGACCAGUGAAACUCAAGCAGCAUAUGUGCAAGUUAGAUUCACCCCUUUCUAAGAAGAGAGAUGUAUUUGUUCAGAUAUUGGUACCACGUCACCCACCAGUGUUUGGAAUGUGGUUUUUGAGAACAUUUCCAGAUUCUCAAGCUUGGUUGAAAGCAAGAUUGGCAUACUGCCGCACUACAGCUGUUAUGUCAAUGGUAGGAUAUGUUCUGGGACUUGGAGACAGGCAUGGUGAGAAUAUAUUAUUUGAUGCCUCAUGUGGGGACACUGUACAUGUUGACUUUAACU
Macrobrachium nipponense is the source of this 8702-nucleotide messenger RNA. Its product is annotated as serine/threonine-protein kinase atr-like. Gene Ontology annotation, cellular component: nucleus. Gene Ontology annotation, molecular function: protein binding; protein serine/threonine kinase activity. Gene Ontology annotation, biological process: telomere maintenance; protein phosphorylation; DNA damage checkpoint signaling. The record is from RefSeq and is a predicted model, not a curated record. Lineage: Eukaryota; Metazoa; Arthropoda; Malacostraca; Decapoda; Palaemonidae.